UGUUAGGCAGGUGGGUCAUCCAUAGUAAAUGUGUUAUUUGUCCUUAUUGUUCAGGUUUAAUUAAUAUGUCAUAAAGGCAAUGCUUGCAAUGCUUCAAUGUUAUAGGUUUACUGACACUGUUACAAAUACUAUAUUUUAUUUAUUUUUCCAUGUGCGACCUUCUCAUGUGCAAAUUUGCCAGAUGCAACACACGUUUAAAUUAAAUUAUUCUUAUUCAUAUGAUCUGCUAUGUAUAAGUAUGACUUCAAUCAGUUAAAUCUCCACAUCUAAAUCAACAGAGAAAAUUUCUAUAUGAUUUAAUUUGUUGUACAGACUGUAAGGUGAUCAAAAAGACACAUAAGUUAGGAAAACGUGGUCUGAAAAUUGUCUGGAGAGAGGCAACAACAUCUAACAUUUGUGACAUAUAAACUUAGACAAAGAAUGAUGAAUCAGAGCUACUCCAGUAACUAAAUUAUGCUUGAAGUGAUUUAAACAUGGGGCCUGAAAAGUCACAAGUUCUAAUGUGCAUACAGCAAGUCUGUGCAUUCAUCCUGAAACCAUGAACCAAGUAAAUGCAUCAAAUCUGGCAGAUAGCACCAUAAUCAUGUCUUAUAAAAUCAACUUGAUCACCAAAUGCAUGUUUCUAUAGCUGUACAAAUAAUGAGUUGUUGUUGAAAUUCAGCUCUUCAUGCUGGUUGUUUUGGAAAACUAAAACAUCUUUAAAACCAUUUAAAAAUCUCAAUUAUUACUCUGAUUAAAUUACAUAUUUGGUCAAAUGACUUGCCUAAGACUUGACAAUAAAGGUUUAAGACUACGACUCCACUCAAGACUUGCACGCCUCGACUUUGGACAUGAAGUGGAAUUCUCGUUCCUUUACUUGGGACUUGACUAGAGACUUGGAUGGAAAGAGUUGUGACUUGCAAUACAAUGGCUUGAUCCUUGGACUUGGCCAGAACUCAAUAAGAUAGUUCCACACUGAACAGCAAGAGACUGAAGGAGACUUAAGGGGCGGGGCACAAAUCAGGACAAAUACAAGUCAGGACGGACUCCUUUGCACCUUUUCUGAGGGAUAAUCAACACUGGAGUGACAAGAUAUCUUGAAUGAUGUGCCAAGUACAGGACCUGUGAACAGAUGGGAGCAGUAACAUAAAGUCAACUGGAAGGACCAUUUUAACGGUCGGUUUUAAGGUCGAGGGCUUCCCUGGUAUUGUCCUCGAUCUUCUCACGGCAAGAAAAUAAAGCAUAGAAAUGAGGCAUGUUGUAGGUACCAGAUCUUUUGGAUAAGAAAUUCCACCCUUCAGAGGCACAGACUUCCAGCAAACUUCCAGCAAACUUCAAACUAGGAUCUGAAUGGACCCAAACUGGUACCUUAAAAAAUAGUAUGGGUUCUUGGAAUGCUGCAUCAUUUUCAAGUAACCAUGAGAAUGGCCUUUUGACUGAGUUUAGAGGGAAGAGUGAGGCUGCAGUCUGCUUUUUCUAUGCUUGGAUUUUGCAUGUUUCCACUGAUAUUUUCACGUUUUAUCUUGGGAGAUCCAAGUCUUAACGUUUGGAAGGCCUCUUUGCCAUCACCCUAAUCUUUAACUCCUUAAAACAUUCAUCACGGAUACUCUGAUUGGGCCGCUCCAAAACGUCAAAAUUACUUCCAUUCAAAAUAAACAUGUUGGUAAAAUAAAGAAAACUAUUUUAAGGCUAAAUCUGCAAGGUUAUGAAUAAUUCUGUGUUUAACUGUAUAUUAAUCGGCUUUCAAAAGUUACGUUAAAAUCCACUCUGUCCCCGCUGCAGUUUGUUACCAUGGAGAGCUCCAACACCCUAAAGACAAUGAGAAGUGCGUGAACAGCAUGCUGCAGAAAAUAAUAAAUAGAUUUAUGCGCAAAUGUCACAUUUAAUACAGUUACAGCUCGCGCGGGUGAAUUCAUUAUUACACCAUAUGUUAAUGCAGCUGCUUUUGUGUAUUUCUGGGAGUCUAUGUGAGUGUGUGCGGAAGUGGGAGGGGGCAUGGGGUCUCUCCCUCUCCUUUCUUUCUUUCUUUCUUACUUUCUUUCUUGCUUUCUUUCUUUCUUUCUCCGCGUAUUCGCGCUUUGAAGUAAACCAACAACUGCUGUCCUGGAGUCAGCGGGAGUGAAGCCUUGUGCAUGGUAGGUGGGUCGCAGGAAGCUUGCGGUGUAUUGUUUCCUCUUCUGCAGCUUGAUGCAGGCGAGGAAGAGCAAGUCCCGGUGAUCUGGAUGGGUGAUGGGAGGUCGCUCUGAACUUGUACCGAUCCCAAUUUACCGUUCAACCGAAGAGCACGGCGGUGCCAGGGAACAAGGAAGGGACAUUAUUCUGCAAGCAUGGGAAUAUUUCGAUGUUAAACCGGUUAUUAUCUGAUCUAAAAGAAAGAAAAGGGACGCAUGAGGAGGAGAGUGCAGCCGGGAGACGCGGGUCUGUUCCUCAUCUGGAGAUCGGUGGAAGCGACCAAAACACAUGGAUAAAGAUGUUGCCUGCAGGAGCGGGCUGUUGAUGAACAUCGCACCUCGGGUCGUGCAAAAACAGAAGUGUGAAAUCACAGAUGGAUCCACCGUGUGAUGGAAUUGGGAAAACCGAGUCCAAUGACCCAUCUGAAAACCCUCGGCCCCCUCCAGCAAAGAUAGCUCGACUGGAGCAAAACAAGAUGGGACCCUCAACCCCAGAAAGGGCGAGACAAGGGAGUCCUGUGCCCAAAAGUCCCUGCCCAACCCAGAAACCUACUACAGCAAGCUGGCAUUCCAAAGGAACCCUGCUGCCUGUGUUCUGUGUGGUAGAGCAUCAGGAAAGUUCUUUGGAAGUAGAGGGAAGAGAUGAGCAUGCUGAGUUUGUGUUGGUCAAACGAGAUCUGCUGUUUAAUCAACUGACAGAAAUGGCCCUGCUGACGCUGGGAUACUCCCACAGCUCUGCAGCCCAGGCUAAAGGCCUGAUCCAGGUCGGCAGGUGGAACCCAGUGCCUCUGUCCUCUGUGACGGAUACUCCUGAUGCUACAGUGGCUGAUAUGCUGCAUGAUGUUCACCAUGUUGUCACACUGAAGAUACAGCUUAACAGUUGUCCCAAAUUGGAAGACUUGCCAGCUGAGCAGUGGAGUAUCUCCAAUGUGAGAAAUGCUCUGAAAGAGCUUCUUAAGGACAUGAAUCAGAGUUCCCUGGCCAAAGAGUGUCCUCUUUCCCAGGGAAUGAUUUCAUCGGUUGUAAAUAGCACUUACUAUGCAAAUGUCUCGGCUGCCAAGUGUCAUGAGUUUGGUCGAUGGUACAAGCACUUCAAAAGGUCCAAAUGCCACAAAGAAUUAGACAGCUUUUCUGAGCAGUCCGCAGACAUUACCCACACCCAGCAACCAAUCCAAGGCAACUCAGUGGAUCAGAACUCAAACCUUCUUUUCCCUCAUGGAGCAGUUGCCAACAUCUGUGGUCGGCCAUCGCUUGGUCUUUGCCCUCCUGGGUUGGUCCCCCAGCCUCUCAGCUCUCAAAUGGUGAACCAGCAGCUGAUGAUGACCCAGUUUCUUAACCAGCAGUAUGCCGUUACUCGCAUGCUAGCUGGCCAGGCUCUCUCCUCUUCACCACAGCAGUAUCUCAACCACCCCCCUGUGGGAAGGCCUCCUGCCAAGGCCUUUUCUAUGGCUCCUGAUUCUCAAGCAUCACAGCAGGCACACUGUGGUCCGGUGGGAUGUCCAGCAUCAAUGGCACAAAAUCAAAGUGGGGCUACAGCAUCUUCAGUCGCACCGACAGACGUACCGAGUGACAUCUACCACAGUGUACGAGAGGAGCUGAGAAGAGCGGGCAUCUCCCAAGCCAUCUUUGCCCGAGUGGCUUUUAACAGAACCCAGGGUUUACUCUCAGAGAUCCUGCGGAAGGAGGAGGAUCUAAAACAUGCCUCCCAGUCUCUGCUGGUCAACCUACGGGCCAUGAACAGUUUUCUGCAGCUUCCCGAGGCUGAGAGAGAGCGCAUGUACCAGGAGGAGAAGGAGAGGAGCAUGACCGGCUUCCCACCCAGCUGUAACAACACACCCCCAAGAUCCACGCAGGCGAGGCUAUCACCAGUUACAGCUGACAGAGGCUUGAGGACUGACAGUUGUGUCCUUAAUGUCAAUGCCUCUAUUUAUGAGGAAAUCCAGCACGAGAUGAAGAGGGCCAAAGUGUCCCAAGCUCUUUUUGCAAAGGUUUCCGUCUCCAAAAGUCAGGGCUGGCUGUGUGAGCUUCUGCGGUGGAAGGAAGAUCCGUGCCCAGAGAACCGCACGUUGUGGGAGAACCUGUGCAUGAUCCGUCGAUUCCUCAGCCUGUCCCAGAUUGAGCGGGAUGCCAUCUAUGAGCAGGAGAGUGGCAGUGUGACUUCACAGUACUGUGCUGACAGGUUCACAGUACUCAACAAUGACAGCGUACUGCACCAACGCAACUUAAUGAUGUCUCAGCAACACCAUCUUCAACCCCAUCACCCGCUUCAGCCUGAGCCAGGGCUUGACCUAUCUCCACCCCAACCAUGCACUGCAUCACCUGCUGAGUCUGAGGCUGGGGGUGCCUGGGGGCGCUUCAGAGCAAAUUUGCAGAGCAGACCCUGCUGGGAUGAUGAAAGGGGAGACAGUCCGGAAUGGGUUGAUGGGGAAAAAGAAAACGCUAAUAAUCUAUUUGUAGAAUGGGGUAUUACUGGAAGAGCGGGGUUCAUUGGUAGAGAAAGUGAUGUUCAAAAAAGGGAUGGGAACAUAGAGCUGAGAGGCCAAGAUGACAUCAGUCAAAACAGCCAAUGUGAAAAUGUAAGGAAUAACGUGUUUGUGAAUAGGUCUACUGUCAAGAUUGAGAACAACAGCAGAGUUGGGGUUUGUUCAGAGACAGAUAAUCAAACAAUAGCUAAACAAGACGUCCAAGGUGAUAGGUUAAAGCUGUCUAAUGAUGCUCUGGGAAUCCUGCAGAGCUUUAUCCGGGAUGUUGGCCUCUACCCGGACGAGGAGGCGAUCCACACACUCUCUGUCCAGCUGGGUUUACCCAAAGACACAAUCCAGGGCUUCUUCAGCAGCCAGGACUUAGAGCAAAGCCAAGACAACAGCCAGAGUGCAAUGCACAGGCAUGACAACCAGCAAGUCUGUUCAAAUCCAGACCUCUACGAGCCAGAUUUAACCACACAGGAUCCUGAGGUCACUGUAAAGGCAGAACAGAAAGAAACUAGGGUGGAGAAAAUUGUUAGAGACACAACAAUUGAGGUUCCUAUUUCAAUGGAAUCAGAUGUUGCCACGCAAACCCUUCCCCCAAUUAAAGAGGAGCAGGACAGUUACAUCUAAGACUAACACAUUCAGAACAUGGUUAGAACAAGCAAUAUUUUCACUGUGAGCUCCUACCAGAAGGUUUUUUCCUCUCCUAUCAAAUUCAACGUUGAUCUAAUACAACUUAGUCAGUCCUGCAUAUUCUUCCAAUGCAGGUGACUGUGUUUUGAGGCAGGGUAAUAAGCAUCUGCUGUUAAACACAAUGGUAGAAUAUACCUCUGACUGUAUAAGGUAUCAUUUCAAAAACUAAGAACCUAAGACCCUUUCAUGCAUGAACAUGUCUGGAAAGUGCAUGUGCAGAGAUGUGUGUCUGAAUAUUCUUUACAGUUAUUUGGUGAAACAUGCACUGUACAUCUGGAUAUUCUUUUCUUGCAGAGGGCUUAAACAACAAAUACCCCAGAGUUGAUAGUAAGCAUUUACUGUGGGGCAUUGAAACAUGUUAAAAAAGCUCUGCUGUGUUUAUACAUGUUUUUUCGGUUACAAUUUGUAGUGUUAUUGAUGCAGCAGUUGGAUAAAUCCGCACUACAAGAUGUCAAAAAAAAAAGCUGUGAAUACUUUUCUGUUCUUGCACUUUCCUGAAGUAUUUUAGGACUGUAGUUCGUUUUUAGAAACUACUUCCAAAUUAUGUACAGUCAUGGUUAAAGCCAAGCAUUGCCUCUUUUAGUUCUAAGGUUUCAUGCCUCAAUGUAGUAAAACGUAUUGUGGUCUUCGCCUAUCAAGGACCAAAAUGUCUGUAUUCAAUACAUAAAUAAGUAGUCGCAAAAAUAUUUGUUUAUGUGGGACUAUAUACAAUAAAUAAAUAAAUGACUCAUCAAUUAACCCAUCAAAGUCAGUGUUUGAAGCUGACUCCACUUAAACACAAGGUGAUUAGUCGUCAGUUGAGUUGCUGUGCAGGUUGUCCUUAGUGCCAUAGUGGCUGUUUAAACAAUUGAAUGAUGGACAUUGGUGCAGGAAAUAUAAAAUAAAUAAAUACUGAAAAAACAUUAGGUAUGGCUUUUACAUAAAAUCCAUUUCAGGUUUAAUAUGCGAUUUGCAACAAUUCAUUUUCUGUUUAAUUAAUUACUGAAAAACCUAUAUGUUUUUUAUUUAUUUCUGUAAUUAUCCAUUACAAGUAUAUAUAAAGUAUCUUACAUGUAUUUUUUUUAUUUUAUAAAUUAUUUAUUUAUUAGUGAGUAGGACUUGUGGUCUUAGAUAUUCACCAGGUCUUUAAACAAAGGACAAAUCAUUACUCAUGGUACGUCACAGUGUGAUGAUAUUUGUGGAGCAAUAGAUUACUUUAACGCUAAAAGUCAUAUCAGCAUUUAUUAAAAGUAUGAGUUUAUUCUUUGUGUCAGUCCAGAAACUCUAACAGAAAUUAAGAGUCAAAAAAGCAAACCAGAGAUAUUUUUGACUUAAAGUGACAACAACAACCACCUCCCUACCAUGCCAUCCUGUUAAAGUGUAAGGUUUGUAAUAGUGCAGAGUUUAAAGUAGGCUUGUUUAAAAGGGUUGCAAGGAAUAUCCUCUUCUCUUUAGAAAAAUGCCCCACGACUAUUGCAUCAACUUUCAGGUGUGACCAAAUUGGUUAGGUUGGACUACAACCAUCACAACCACCUCAUACCAAUUUAUUAGACAAGGGGUUGGGAGAAUCAUGAUUUGCACCUGAUUUGUAGCCACAUUAAAUCAGAAUUCAGGUCUUGUGUAAUUCAAGAGAACACUACAAGACCUCCGGAUCAAUGUUUAAAUGAGACCAAAAGGGAGAUGUUGCACUACAGUCAUCACAAGCAACACCUAACGCCUACUUUUCAAGCACGGAGGUGGGAGAGUCAGGAUUUGCACUUUUAUGGCAGCCACAUUUCAUUCAAAGUCCUGCGACAGAAUAUUUAAUAAUGAAAAGUGAAGCUGUCCAACACCUAAUGAAAUGUAAGAAAUGUAUAAAACAUAAAACAGUAUAGUUCUACACAUUAGUAAAUCAAGGUUUGUCACUAAAUAAUUAAUGAUAGUGUCAUGUUAGUAAACAGAAAAUGUAUUUGCUUAAUUAAUUUUAAUAAACAAGAGGUUUCUUUUCAUGUCAUAAAUGAAACCUUGGAGUGAUCUGGCUGGGAAAUUACAUUUCUUUUGUUAAUACAUUUAUUUAAGAAGUUCUGUGUUUUAUUUUGCAUCCCUAACACACUUGAGACAAAGUGUACUGUUGUUUGUGAGUCACGUGUGUAUAUCUGUUGAAUAAGGGAAACCAAUUCAACAAAUCUGAAGUUCCUAGUGUUUAAAAGGAGUAAUUGUAGCUAGUUUGUUGAGAAAUGUAUAGGGACCAAUAAUGCCUUUUUGAAAGUGGCACUGCCAUUCUAUGUGUUUGUCUUUGCUUCUUAAUUAUUUACUAUCACAGUGAAUAGUAUUAAAUUUAAAAUUACUUUUUGUGGGUUGGCUUUGGUUUGUCUAAUGUAUUCAAUAUUAUUCUUGUUCAUGUUUCUCUCGUAAUAUGUUAACUGACACAAUAAAAUCAAAGCAGACGUUAUCCAUGAGGUUGCAGAAUAAACAUUUUAUUAAAUAAAGAUGGUUGAACAUGUAUGAGUAAAUCAAUACAAAGCAAGCAUGAAAUUGUGCUGCAGUGUGUACUGACUGGUAGAAUUUAAAAAUUAUGUAAAAUAUCCUUCCUGAAUCCUUUCUGAUGGCCUCUUCCUCUUUUGUUGUGCAUUUUAAGGAACCUGUUUGCUUGUGAACACAUUGUAGUAUUUAUAUCCAUGCACGAAUUUACAAGUCUUUCAAAUUAGGUAGUAACUAGGGCAAAAGCCUUGUUUUACAAUUUUUAACAGAGGUCAUUUAGUUGAUUGUGAAUAAAUGACAAUUACUGAGACUAAAGGUGAAAGGAGAAUAAAUGUUUUUGUUUAACUCAUUCAUUGUUCAAAGCUAAAGACAUGCUGCGUGCAAGACUUAUGUAAAGUUGAAGAUUCAUAUAGUAAAGUUUAUUCAUUAUGAUCUCGUUGGCCUGAUUUAAAUGAAUGUUUUGUUGGUAACACUCUUUUGCGUCAAUAGCUAGUGGAAUAGAAAGCAGAAAUUGUUCAUACUUUUUCAAAGUCUACGGUCAAUUUAUAUGUUUGCCUAUAAAUUAAGGUUCAUAACAUUAUAGAGCGUCGGUAGAUUUAUUUCAUAAAUUUGAUGCUAUCCCUGGUAAU
Molecule: messenger RNA, 8379 nt
Organism: Girardinichthys multiradiatus
Lineage: Eukaryota; Metazoa; Chordata; Actinopteri; Cyprinodontiformes; Goodeidae
Gene: satb1a
Product: SATB homeobox 1a
Exons: 11
Coding region: 2525-5248 (907 amino acids)
Biological process (GO): regulation of transcription by RNA polymerase II; chromatin remodeling
Molecular function (GO): DNA-binding transcription factor activity, RNA polymerase II-specific; RNA polymerase II cis-regulatory region sequence-specific DNA binding
Source: RefSeq, a predicted model, not a curated record